UUUCCAUCAUCGGUUGAUCUACUUAUGCUCCCUGUCGAAAUGUCCCUUGACUGAAUCGACAGCGCGAAUCAGACACGGGAUUACCUGCCUAGGAUAAAUCAUCAUGGUGUACGAUGAUUACCGACUCUUUGUGCUCCUCCUGACCACAUCCUCCAUCGUUGCAGCGGUAAGCGAGGAGACUCUUAACGUCUACGCUCUGCUCGGCAGCAACCUAACCUUAUCGCUCGGCCAAAAGCUGCUGAGCUACCAGGAUACAUUGCGGUGGACACACAACAACAAAGUCAUCUUCAGUAGGUCGUUCGGACGCGUCCGCCCGGGUAAGCCGACGGACGUCGACGCGGCUGGAUCCCUCCAGCUGCUCAACCUCAGCGACUCCAGCGCUGGGGACUACAAGGCAGACGUGUACAACUGGACCGGUGUGCGCGUCAAUGGCUGGAGCAGAAAGGUGUACGUGGUCGAGAAAGUGUCGACGCCUGUGGUCACGUUUCUGUGCGGUUCUAGCGGCGCCACGGCCACACUGAAAUGCGACGUUCGCAACCCGAAGUACGUGGUCUUCGCCUGGACCCACGAAGGUCAGCUCCUGACAGGGGAAACAAAGCCCACGCUGAGCGUGUCUUUGGCGAAGUUCAAGGGCGAUAAAGGUUAUGGCUGCAGUGUGAGUAACAGCGCCAGCAAAGCCCAGAGUAACCCUGUCCAGUUAAAGUGCAAGCCGCCGCCGCCGCCUCCGAAGGUCUACUGCUUUAACGCCAGCACAGUAAUGGCCGCCGUGGCUGGAGGAGUCGGUCUGAUUAUGCUGCUCUUCAUCAUCACCGUAGUCGCAUGUUCCCGACAGAAGAAGGCGCAGACGCCGGAACAGCAAGAGGAUCUCCUUAUGGCCCCGGCCGCGGAAGGCAUUCAGGACUAUGAGAUGAUGCAUCCUUCAGGGGAAACCCCAAGACCCAGUCCGAUGCUCAGUCAUGGUCCCUCGCCCACAGUCUACAGCCAGGAGGUUGUACCAUCAGUAGCCAAGGCCCAAGAUGAUCUUGGACCCACAUCGACGGAAGUGAAGCGAGGACCUUCCCCAGUUCCUAAACCCAGGACAAAAGCCCCUAAGGCCCCUGAGAAAUGAGGAAUCAGCUUCAGCAUUUAUGUCAACAGAUGAUUUGAUAAUUAUCAAGUUGCAUUGUUUGCUAUAUUAUUGGGUAAAUGUUUAUCUGUGAUUAUUAUUAAGUAAUUGUUGAUCUGUUACUGUAAUUAUUAUUGGUAACAGUUUAUCUGUGAUUAUUAUUUGGGUAUAUUGCUUCUGUCUUCCCCUACGUACCUGGGAAAAUCGCGGUAACUUCCUGAGAAAACACUGUAUCACACUAGUAAUAAUUUCUCCCCCUUUUCAGGUACGUUGUUAAUGUAUAAACCUUGUAGGCUUGACUGUGGUGAGUUGGUGUCAUGUUAAGAGUGUCGAGAGUGUUUAGGGGAUAGAUUGAAUGUUGCGUUUGUGAAGUGCAAAGACCUGCUCGUAGGCUAGCUAGAGCUAACUGUGAAGUCGCAUACAUUUUGUAAUAUACUUUGCAUAAUCACUUUUUAUCUCGAUUUCUGUAUUGUUUCAUGCACUGUUUACUUUGAAGGAUUUGAGAGUUUGGCAGUUACCUUGUGCUUAGGCGGGGCGUUUCUAGGUUUCUGAAACAUCCGGGGCUUAGCCCAAGAGGGAAUAGGACAGUGCGCGUGCUGCAAAUUUUGUUGUAUACUUUAUUGCGCAUGCAUUUCUUUUCAUAAUGCUUUACCUAAAUAAAAAAAAUAGGCAGGUAAUUACAGCUUUGAAUAGCUACCUGACUGCUGCUUAUCCCCAGACAUCUAAAGUUCCAUUCAAGUUAUUUCAGAGUAAAAUUAAUACAAGUGAGACAGACCUUACAUUACCUAUAUCAGGUGUGUCAAACUCAUUUUCACAAAGGGCCACUCUAUGAUGAAAUGAUAAUCAUACUAAGGGCCGACAUUGAGUUUGCUGACAUGCUUUCUUUUUAAUCCAAAAAGUAAAAACAACAUAUCUAUGGAUAUAUUGUAUACAACCUGCGUACAGGGUCAUAUAGGCUAGGUUUCAUUUCAACAUUUUGGGGGACAAAUUAUAGGUGGGGGGUAUGGGGGUGCUCCCCCAGAAAUGUUUGAGCGUCAAACACUUAAUUUCCUGCAUUCUGGUGGAUUUUUAUUCAUCUAUCUGUGCCUUUUCUGCAUCAUUUUAUAGUGGAAAUAUUUUUUUUUUCUGUGAAGGAAAAGACAACAUUCAGUGUUCCUAAAGAAUUAACUAUUAUGGAAUAUAAUGCAGUAAGGCUCUCAGGCAUCCUGCAUUUUUCAAAACUUUCUGCAAAUUGAAAACAUAUCACAUGUUUUGGGUAUUUCUUUUUUAGAGAAUCAUGAAUCAGCACCCGUGUUAACUAUUUAUGACCAGUGUUGGUCAAGUUACUUGGAAAAAGUAAUUAGUUACUGAUUACUGAUUACUUAUCCAAGAAUGUAAUCCUGUUACUUUACUGAUUACUUAUUUUCAAAAGUAAUUAGUUACUUUACUAAUUACUUUACUUAGUUACUUUUCAAAAACACACUAGCUAUA
Molecule: messenger RNA, 2575 nt
Organism: Gadus chalcogrammus (walleye pollock)
Lineage: Eukaryota; Metazoa; Chordata; Actinopteri; Gadiformes; Gadidae
Exons: 1
Coding region: 104-1108 (334 amino acids)
Source: RefSeq, a predicted model, not a curated record